Asterias rubens (European starfish) is the source of this 5099-nucleotide messenger RNA. RefSeq lists its product as uncharacterized. Bases 615 to 3941 code for a protein of 1108 amino acids. Gene Ontology annotation, molecular function: protein binding. The transcript has 29 exons. Lineage: Eukaryota; Metazoa; Echinodermata; Asteroidea; Forcipulatida; Asteriidae. The record is from RefSeq and is a predicted model, not a curated record.
CAUCAAUUUGCCAGGCGACGACGGACGCUCUUCGAAACAUGAUAUCUUGGCUGAAUAAGGAUAGACCAACCGUUUAGGAUCAAUCAAGGCAAAGCUUCUUUGAAGUGAAUAAAGUAGAAGAAGAACCAAUCUAAGUGACUGACGUUUAUCAUCAUAAAUCUAAGUUGGAAUGAUGUCUUCCUACAACCUCUCUCCAGACUAGUGAUGUCAUCAAGCAAACCUCAAUUUAGUUUAAACGACAAGAUGAUAACUUGACUAAUUCUUCAAGAAUAUUUCUUAUUUUAACUCCAUGAAGUACAGUGGCUAAUGCAAGGAAUCGCUUCAUUUUUUUAACUCUGAGGAUUUGUCUUCUAAAUUGUUCCAAGACUUUAUAAACAAACUUGAUGUAUUGCUGACAUUUAUGAGUUAGACCGCCGAGUCUUCCUCUUUCCCUGGUAACAAAUUGGAGUGAGUUCAUCAUCAUCAUCUACCAAUGAGGAACACCCCUUUAGAAGCUGGAUUCUCCCUAGGAUUCUCGUACUGUUUACCGAGGCCAAGGAAAUCUGAUGUGACUUUUUGAUGACAUCGAGACAAUUUUUUUUUUUACUGAGGAGUUAGUUUAGCAAGCCAGAACAAUGUCGCUGAGGACCAAAAUAAACGGCUUUACGUCGUGGGUGAACCUUCGGCUGAAACCGUACGAGAUGUUAAUGAAUAAUGUCAUCAUGGAUCUACUGAAAGGAACUAACCUUAAGAUGCUCCUACAGAGCAUGACUGGAAUUGAUAAUAAGAAAUUGCAGAACUUUGAUGGCAUGACUCAGCAGCAAAAAACAACCAGAGUUGAGUGGAUUGUAAAGGAAUUAAAGGACACUGAGGUGAUACCAGGUGAUGUGUACGUAGACUGCAGACUCUUUGCUAUGAGACAUGCUGAUCAUGUGUUUGAGUUACUAUGGAGACUGUCAACUCAUGAUAUUUGGUUUACAUGGGAACGGUUGGAGUACUUAAUGCAUCAUAACGACAAGAUUCUGUGUGAAAUACCAUUUGAGUGGACUCCAAGACCACCUCCUGAGAAGAAGAAGAAGAAGCGAGUCAAGUACAAUAAAUCUUUCUUAUCUGGGUUUGGAGGAGCAUCGUUAGUUGCUGAGGUUAUACCUUCAUCUCCAGAACCUGCUGAACCUGUUGCACCUGUUAAAGAUCCACUUUACAUCAAGUAUCCUGGAGAAGACUUCUGCAAAAAGUUUAAACCCAACAAAAAAUCUUGGCCAGUACCGAGCCCAUCGGAUUGCAUUGUAGAAAUGGUCAACACACUGUUGAAUACUACACGAGAGGGGAAGAAGUUAAAUGUGGAGAGUUUGGAUGACAUGGUAGAUAGUCGAGUGCUAUGUGCUCUAGUCAAUGCCUUCGCACCUGGAACGUUUACGACUGAAGUUAUGUUGAAUGAUCGUUGGACGAUAAACCUGGCUCUAAGGACAUUUGAUAAAAUGGUCCGAAUAAAUACACCUGUGGACUCACAGGACCUUGUAGAGGCUGACAGCAUGGCUAUAUCAACCUACAUGAUUGUUUUCUUUAUGUGUGGUUUUAAGCUGCGUCAAUCUAAAGCUGUUCUUGGCAGGAUGAAAGAGUUGGAACAUUUAUUAAGAUCAGCGAGACAUGAACUGGAUGCCUUACCUGAGAUUCUCAACAAUUUGGAUAUGAUCCAGAAACGCAAGAAACUAAACGAUAAUCUACUCAGUUAUGAACAAGAGGUGCUGAAGAUUAAGAGUAAGUUCGACGUCAAGGCUUGUGAAGAUUGGAGGAAACAUGUGGUUCAAAUCCAGAUAGAGACUCGAGAGAUUGUUUCUAAGAAGAUGAAGGAUCGGUUUGACACACUAACAAUACCAAGAGGAGUGACCAUCAAUGACCUUUGUUUAUCCCUCGUUGUGAAUCUGACUCUGACCAAUGGAUCAGGAUUCUACCUUCUUAGAGGCAAAGAGAUCGUGACGCCUGAACGUCGUAUUGUCUUGAGAGAUCUUAGUACCGGAGAAUUCCUGGAUGAUUUCACUCACGGUAAAGGACUCAGUAAAUUGAACAUCAGGAAAACGCUGAGUGUGUCUUCAUAUGAGGUUGCUGAAAUUAAUUCCAAUGAUCAUCCACAGUUUGAGGUUUUUCUUGAAAGUCCUUCAAAGAACAAGCUUCUUAAAACUGGAGCAGUGUUCUUGUAUCAAGUCUUUCCUGGUAACUUCUCUCAAUGGGAGAGUCUUUUCUUCAAGGCAUGUAAACUUGGAGAGAUCGACAUUGUAGAGAAGAUGGUGGUGUUCUUCCGAGAUAAGAGGCCAGGGUUUAUCAAUGCUAAGGAGAAGAAAACUGGGAACACGGCUCUCCAUAUGGCUGCUAGGAAUGGUCACUAUGAUAUUCUUCUUUUCCUUCUUGAGAAUGGAUCUAAUAUUGACGCUCGUAAUGCUAACUUAUCGACAGCUUUCUUCAACGCAGUAGAAGGUCUACAUCGAGGAAUCAGUCAGCUAUACAGAGUUGCUGAUGUUUCUGGAAAUGCCGUCUACGCUAACAGCAUGGGUCACCAUAACAACGCUGCAGAGCUUUUAGUCGAAUGGGGAACUAAUAUUUACAUCAAGAAUAAGCAGAGCAGGACAGCGUUUGAUGUAGUUCGCAGCGAUGAACAGAAAAACAUGAUAGUUGAAUAUUAUGACCAUCUUCAAUCCUGCAUCCCUAAGCUAAUGAGAGGAGACACUCAGUUACUUAAGAAGCUCGUUGAAGAUCACGUGACUGGAGUUAAGGGAUUUGCAAGUCUUAGAAGCAGAUGCAUUAAUGGAAGUACGUUACUACACACUGCUGCUUACUUUGGGUCCAUUCCUGUAAUUAAAGAACUUCUUAAUGAGAGAGUUGACGCUAAUCUUCUGGACUACAAAGGAGCGACACCGCUUCAUAGAGCAAGAGACAAAGACACUAUCAGGCUGUUACUUGAGAAUGGAGCCGAGUUGAAUGCUAUAGAUUCAGAAGGGAAUACUCCACUUCAUGUGAAGUGUUACGGAGAGGCGGGUAAAGCUACCUCUAUUGAUUGCCUCAAGGAACUGCUUGCUGAGAGUAUUAACCUGAUUCAUCGUAACAAUAAAGAGUUACUAGCAAUCCACUGCUGUGCCAUGCAAGGACGCAUCGAUGCAAUCCAACUACUUCUAGACUCCGACCCUGAUGGAAAUAUAAGACAAUCUUUACAGAAUGAAGAUCCGAAAUCCCCACCAAGUUUACUUCAUUUAGCUCUGGCCAAUGACUUCUUGGAUUGUGCUGUUUGGUUGCUGGAACAAGGAUUCAACUUCAAGGAACAUGAACAAGAUAUACUAGUUCAUCGGAUAUUAACUGAACAGGUUAAAAGUAAGAAGAGACUUGAGAUGAUGAGAUUUCUCUUCCAACAUGGAGCAGACUUGGAUCAGAGAUACUCUGGGGGAAACACACCACUACACUACGCUGCUGGUAUGACUGGACCUACAGAUAUCCUAGAGUGUUUGAUUGAAUAUGGAGCUGAUGUAGACGCUGUUAAUGAAGAUAUCUGCUCUCCGCUGUUCUUUGCAACUCAAGCAAAUAAUUACUAUGGAGCAAGCGUCUUACUACAAGCAGGAGCUAAUGUAAGACAUAAGAAUCUUCAAGGGCUGACAUCGUUUGAUUGCAUCAUUGAUUUUGAUGAAUGGUUGGAGUGUGGCUUCUUCACUGAUGAGAUUAAAGCAAGACUAAAAGCUUACAGUUUGAAGCACGCUCGUGACCUCGUCCGUGCCAUCACACAAAAGGUCAAAGGUUACCACGGGAAAGGUCUAUAUGCUCAAGUGUCUGCACUUUCUCUGAGUUCACCGCAGAGAAACCCAGCGAUAUCGGCGUCAAUGAAACAACGUAAGCUGAAUAACAGUCCAAGCACACAGAUGAUGAAGGGAAAUGGAGCAAGUCUACCUCCUUUAAGACCUAGAGGAUUCCUUACGAUAUGACACCAUUCUCUUUAAAGGAACUCAGCGAUCACAGCUUCAAUGAAACAACAUAAAGCUGAAUAACAGUCCAAGCACACAGAUGAUGAAGGGAAAUAGAGCAAGUCUUCCUCCUUUAAGACCAAGAGGAUUCCUUACGAUAUGACACCAUUCUCUUUGAAGGAACUCAGCGAUCUCAGCGUCAAUGAAACAACGUAAGCUGAAUAACAGUCCAAGCACACAGAUGAUGAAGGGAAAUAGAGCAAGUCUUCCUCUUUUGAGACCAAGAGGAUUCCUUACGAUAUGACACCAUUCUCUUUAAAGGAACCCAGCGAUCUCGGCGUCAAUGAAACAACGUAAAGCUGACUAACAGUCCAAGCACACAGAUAAUGAAGGGAAAUAGAGCAAGUCUUCCUCCUUUAAGACCAAGAGGAUUCCUUACAAUAUGAAGCACGUUUUCUCAUCGCAUCCAUUGCCCCGCCCAAAACCACCUUAAAGACACCUGCUGAACAUUGACUGUAAGGACCUUGUCACACGAGCAACUUUUACAGGUAACUUUGAGGCAACCAACUUCAGUGCGGGCCUGUAUGCUUCGUUGUGGAAAGGACAAGGAGAACAAGGCAUUUUCUCCUUGGUAAAGGGCACCCUAUGAGUCAACUGUAAACUUCUGUUGGAGACUUUCAAGAACACCAAGGCAUGUAAGCAAUGAAUGUGAUGAAAGUAUCAUGCCCAUCAACGCAUGCUACAGGACUACUUUGGUAGCUAAUGAGUCAUUCUUCAAACAAUGUCAUACAAUCCAAAGAAGAACAGUUUGAACAUACAAAUUUGAAGGCCUUGUGUUCUUGGAGAUUGCCUGUAUUAACUGGUUGCCAGUAAAUUGCUUUGUGUUACAUGGCCCUAAGCGAGGUGAGUUAUAAGAUGAUGAUGGACCUUAGGAGUAUCUUAAGAUGCCGUCUGUGAUUUUACUUUUUGUUAAUAAUCUUAAUUAAUUUAGUUGUAAGCUUGGAAGUUAAUGCGUUUUUUUGUUUUGGCCAUAUCUUUUGUAAAUAUUCCUAUUUUAUAUUUUUGUAUGUAUAAAACGUUUGCAUGUUUAUUUUCUGUAUAUAUGUUGCAGUGAAUUUUUCUGAUAUUUUAUAUAAAACUGAGAUCAAUUUUGUAAAGAAGCAUUUGCUGAGGACUAUG